AAACCCUCUCCAAAUUCCAAAGGUAUAGUUCAGCUGAUUCCAUGGACGACUUAGUAUUGGAAUCGGACCUCGACCUUGCCUACAAUCUCCAACUCGAAGAAGCUCUUGCCGCAUCACUCGCUUCAUCCUCCUCCUCCGCCUCAAAUCCUCGGCCGGGAUUUCAAGAAUUCGAACGCGAUGAUAUCUCCAGAACCGCCACACUCCAUUCCAGGGACAUCGAGAAUGACGAUCAGAUAUUCCAAGAUUGGUUGCAAUCGGAAUUUGAGAUGCGCAGGACUGUCGGGGAAGUUGAUCGUCGGGUUCGUAAUCACGGUUUCGCGAGGGAGAUUCUAAACAUUUCCGAUGAUGACUGUGACGAGUGGGGUGAUACUUCUCAGAAUCACUUCUUCGGCGAGGGAUGCUCGAAGGGCGUUGAGAAUCAGGGCGUUUUUAAGCUCUAUUUCAAAGGUUUGGUGAGUGAGGAAGGGAUUGGAAUUGAGAGACGUUUGGUAGCUGGAAUCGGUGUUGCUAUUUGCAACCCGGAGGACGAAUUAGUGUUCGAGGUGAAAAAACACCUUGCAGGGAAUGAAAGGAGUAAAAUAGUGGCUGAGUUUAAGGCUUUGAUCACAGGACUGGACGCAGCUAUGGAUUUGAAUUUGAAGCGCCUUUGUUUUUACUGCGAUUACUACCCUCUUUAUCAGUUUGUUAGUGGCAAAUGGCCACCGAAGCAGCGCAAGAUUGUCACUCUACUCGAUCGGGUAACUCAUCUGCAACAAGCACAUUUUGACUCUUGCUAUCCCAGGCUUGUGGCUAGGCAUGAUAUCAAAUUUGCGUUCAAACUAGCGAGAGAGGCAAUAGUUCCUCAGACCACACGACCUGUUGAUCCUGCCCCAAAGAAGAAGCUACAUGAGACUUGUGUUAUUUGUUUGGAGGAGUGUGAUUUUAAUAGGAUGUUUGCAGUCGAUGGCUGCUCGCAUCGGUACUGCUCUUCUUGUAUGAAACAACAUGUGGAAGUGAAAUUACUUCAAGGAUUGGUGCCUAAGUGUCCGCACGAUGGGUGUAAGUUUGACCUUAAUGUCGAUAGCUGUGCAAAAUUCUUGACACCAAAAGAUAUGACUACGAUGCGCCAACGUAUUAAAGAAGCUUCCAUACCCGUUUCUGAGAAAGUUUAUUGUCCAUAUCCAAGAUGUUCGGCUCUAAUGACAAAAGUCGAGGUCUUGGAAUACACUAGAGACAUCUUUAGUGGUGCCAACCAAUCUGGAAUGCGGAAAUGCAUGAAGUGUCAUGGUCUUUUCUGUAUCAACUGCAAGGUUCCUUGGCAUAAUCGUGUUUCCUGCAAUGACUACAAAAGGUCAAAUAAUCUUCCCACUGAUGAUGUGAAAUUGAAGUCCCUGGCUUCAACAUGUCUGUGGCGCCAAUGUGUGAAGUGUAAUCACAUGAUUGAACUUGCUGAAGGUUGCUAUCACAUGACUUGCAGAUGUGGUCAUGAAUUUUGCUAUAAAUGUGGAGGAGAAUGGAAAGAUAAAAAGGCGACAUGUUCUUGUCCGCUUUGGGCUGAAAAUCAUAUUUUGUACAACGAUGAUAAUAGAGAAUUCGAUCAUGACGGUCAAUUCUACGACGAAGAAGAUGAAGAAGAAGAGCUUUAUGAUUCAGAUGACGAGUUUUACUAUAUCUGAUAAAGAACAAAACCAUCUUCCUUCUAGUUCACUCUCAAUAUCACUCAAAUAAUCCAUCUUGGGAUUUGAUGUUUUGCGUGUAAAUUGCCUGUUCAUAGUUUUAUCCUAUUUGAACUUAGAAAUGAUUCAAAUGUUCAGAAGUAACUUUUGUGUUUGAACUUCUCCUUUUGGAUCUCCCCUUUUGUAGCAGGUUUUAGUCAAUGAAGUUUGCUCUUUCUAGUUCAACA
Molecule: messenger RNA, 1882 nt
Organism: Cucurbita maxima (winter squash)
Lineage: Eukaryota; Viridiplantae; Streptophyta; Magnoliopsida; Cucurbitales; Cucurbitaceae
Exons: 3
Coding region: 42-1655 (537 amino acids)
Biological process (GO): protein polyubiquitination; positive regulation of proteasomal ubiquitin-dependent protein catabolic process; ubiquitin-dependent protein catabolic process
Cellular component (GO): cytoplasm; ubiquitin ligase complex
Molecular function (GO): nucleic acid binding; RNA-DNA hybrid ribonuclease activity; zinc ion binding
Source: RefSeq, a predicted model, not a curated record